AUGCCGUCGGAUCAAGGUGGAGCAAUAUUCAUCGACGUCUCUCUAGGCCAGCGGGAUGAGCCUGGUCGAAUGCAGGUGUCUCACCAACAAGCUCACCAUUCAGCCGGAAAUACCUGGGAGAAAGGACUUAUUUACGUAGCCCCCACAUGCCAGAGCACGGAGCACAUUGUGCCAGCCUGCCGUCUUGUCGGCUGUUCGCCUCGGCCAGGCCAGGCCGUCAACAGGCCUCCCUGCGUGCCAAAUGACGAGCACGUCGUCAGCCCAUUGCAGCCCAUUGCUGGAGUGCCUUCUGACAAGAUCCCCACCCGCCUAGGCCUCGUUCUGUCACGCUCGCCGAGCGAUCUGGCCCCUACAUUGAGAGAUCGCCAGGUCCCCAUCGUCGCGCUCCUUGUCCCAGUAUAUGAGCGACCAGGAGCCUCGCUGGAGCCGUCCCGCUAA
Messenger RNA from Trichoderma atroviride IMI 206040, 438 nucleotides. RefSeq lists its product as uncharacterized. NCBI's taxonomy places the organism in Eukaryota, Fungi, Ascomycota, Sordariomycetes, Hypocreales, Hypocreaceae. The record is from RefSeq and is a predicted model, not a curated record.